AUGAUUGGAUGUUAUGAUUACGCAGAGAUUGCUGUUAAUCUGGUCAUUCCCGAGAGGGAGAGAGAUAUAAAUGGAAAAAGGUAUGAAGAUGCUGCCUUGAAAACACAAAGGAGUCUUGCUUUUCUGAAUUUUGGUCAAAAUGUGAUAUUUAGCACAGCUCUGUCUGCAGCUAUGGUCCUGUGUUCACAUGGGAUUAUAAAUGGACAGAUGACUGUUGGUGAUUUGGUUAUGGUGAAUGGACUUCUAUUCCAGCUGUCACUUCCUCUCAAUUUCCUUGGUAGUGUUUAUCGUGAGACCAUUCAAAGUCUUGUUGACAUGAAGUCAAUGUUUCAGUUACUGGAGGUACUUUCUGAGGAACUUACUAUGGUUUCCUUGAAUUUUAGGGGAAGUGAAUGAGUGUUUGAUUCUGUGACCACGUACNACCAGACAGAAAGAAAGAUUCUUGAUGGGGUAUCUUUUGUUGUCCCGGCUGGAAAAAGUGUUGCUAUUGUUGGAACCAGUGGCAGUGGCAAGUCCACCAUUCUUAGAUUGCUCUUCAGGUUUUUUGACACCCAUUCCGGGAGUAUAAGGAUUGAUGGUCAAGAUAUACGAGAUGUAACAUUGGAAAGCUUACGGAAAUCUGUUGGUGUUGUGCCACAGGAUACAGUGCUUUUCAAUGAUACAAUAUUUCACAAUAUCCGAUAUGGAUGUCUUUCAGCAACAGAGGAAGAGGUUUACGAUGCUGCCCGUCGUGCUGCUAUUCAUGAAACGAUCAUGAACUUCCCUGAUAAAUAUUCUACUGUGGUAGGGGAACGAGGGCUCAAGUUAAGUGGUGGUGAGAAGCAGCGUGUUGCCUUAGCUCGUGCAUUUUUAAAAGCACCUGCUAUUAUGUUAUGUGAUGAAGCUACUAGUGCACUUGAUAGCACAACCGAAGCAGAGAUAUUAAAUGCACUAAAAUCACUAGCAACUAAUAGAACGUCAGUCUUUAUAGCACACAGGCUCACAACGGCAAUGCAAUGUGAUGAGAUAAUAGUUUUGGAGAACGGGAAGGUAGUCGAACAGGGAUCCCAUGAAGUUCUAUUGACAAAGGCAGGGAGAUAUGCUCAGCUAUGGGGACAGCAAAACAGUAGCGUGGAUGCCCUUGAUACCGACGUAAUAUCGUCUCCUUGAAACUAAAAUUCUCAUAAAUAUAAUCAAUAUUGUCCAUAUAUUUACAUAACAAUGUAUGCAAAAAUCUGCAGAUGUAACCUUCCCCCAUUCUUUUAGUUUCACGGCCUAUAUUUCUUGGAUGAGAUUUAAAUCCUGACAUAUAUAGAGGUGAACUUGUGGCAUGAUUUAUUGUAAGUUAUAUGGUAUUGCAAGGAAAUGCAAUGCACAAUUGAAGAAUAAUUAAAAUAAAAGGUUGCUGAAGCCUAAGAGACCUUAAUCUGCUCUUUAUUUGGAUAU
This is a messenger RNA of Pistacia vera, 1425 nucleotides long. Its product is annotated as ABC transporter B family member 25, mitochondrial-like. Gene Ontology annotation, cellular component: mitochondrial inner membrane. NCBI's taxonomy places the organism in Eukaryota, Viridiplantae, Streptophyta, Magnoliopsida, Sapindales, Anacardiaceae. The transcript has 12 exons. Gene Ontology annotation, molecular function: ATP binding; ATP hydrolysis activity; ABC-type transporter activity. The record is from RefSeq and is a predicted model, not a curated record. Gene Ontology annotation, biological process: transmembrane transport; intracellular iron ion homeostasis.